AUGGUUUUUUCUACAACGAUGAAGUUGUUACUGGUUAUUCUCGUCCUUGCCAUUUCCACUGCCCUGACGGACGACAACGUGCAGGCAGAGGAAGUUGCCAAAAACCAAUCCGAGCAGAAUGUCACCAAUGAGAAGGACGCCCAAGCCGACGAAGCAAGUGCCGCCAAAGAUGAAGCAGUGACUUUUGAAAAAUUUAAAAAUGAAAUGAUCACAUAUCAAGAUGCAGAAAAGAUGGUCGAGAGUGGAAAACAUUUCAUGGUCGCUGUUGUGGCUGAACCUGGUAAAAUGUCCCUUGAAUACUUGAAAAAACUACCAGAUUUGAAUAAAGGACUUGAAGAAUACGACAAAAAUUUCAAGAUCUACGCGAUGGACGCCCGUGAUCCGAAAAAUAGCGAGCUGAUCAAACAACGUGUGAAAGUGGUUCCUGCUACGAUCCUCUUUCUGGGAGAUAUGAAUGGUAUCAUUUACAAUGAGGAGCGUACUGCGCCCACUGUUUGGCAAUUCUAUCGGGUUCGUUUUCACUUAGUACACUUCAUGUUUUGGAAGCUGUGA
Cooperia oncophora is the source of this 552-nucleotide messenger RNA. NCBI's taxonomy places the organism in Eukaryota, Metazoa, Nematoda, Chromadorea, Rhabditida, Trichostrongylidae. The record is from the annotation of a GenBank genome assembly.